CCGGCACCCAUCGCCCCCGCCCCCGGCACCCGUCGCCCUCGCCCGUCCCGUCCCACCGGCAGCACCGGUCGCCACCGGCCCAGCCGGGAUUUCUCGCCGCGCCGGCCGGCCCCCCGCCCUCGCCGCCGGCACCGGGCAGCUGCGGGGCGCCGCGGGUCCUGCGGCUUCUGGGGAGGCGGCCGGGUCCCCGCUACCGGGGGCGAGCCAGAGCCGGGGCACCUCGCGGGCUGCCCCGGGGAGGGGACUGUACUGGCGGGGGCGAGCGGGACGGGCCAGCGGGACCCUCGCCCCCGCCGGGCACGUGGCACGCGGCGCCGGCUGGGCACGAGGCACGAGGGGGGUCCCCGGUGCACCCCGCGGGGGGCCCGGUUCAGCCGGUACCGGCUGCACGGGGUAAAGGAGGGGUGGGGGCUGUCCCGGCGCAUACUGGAGCGGGGUUCCCGGUUCAUCCAGUACUGGCUGCACGUGGCGGGGGCGUCCCGGUGCGCACGGAGCCGGGGGGGGGGACGGGCGGGGGGCGGCCCCUGUGAGCGGGGCUGGGGGGGCGGGCCGGGGGCGGGCGGCCACCGCCUUCCUGCGCGCGCCGCGGCGGAGCAACAGAGCGGGAGCGGCGGCAGGUACCGGGGGGGCGGCUCGCGCUGCUGCGCCCACCGGGGCCAGUAGGGGGCGGGGGACGGCGGGGUCCCGGUGUCCGCGCUCCGCUGCGUCCUCUGUGUGUGCGUGCGUGCGUGCGUGCGUGUCCCCUCCUCCGGUCCCGGGGCCCCGUCCCCUCCCCGCGUCCCGACCCCUCCCGGUCUCCUACAGCCAGGGGCCUCGGCGCCAACGGGGCCCGGGCUCGGCAGCCCCUGUCCCGGGACCGCCGCGCCCCCUCUCCCGGCCCUGUGUCCCUUCCGUCGCCGCACGCCGCCCUGUCCCGGCACCCAGACCCCUGCCCCCCCUGUCGCGUCCCCGCACCCCGUCCCUUGUCCCUCUGCGUCCCCGCACCCCUUUUCCUGUCCCCUGCACCCCGUCCCGUCUGCUGCACUCCAACGCCGGCACCCCCCGGCCCCUCCCUGCAGCCUGUCCCCAGCGUCCCCUCCCAGCACCCAGCCCCCCGUCCCCCACACCCCAUCUUGUCCCCUGCACCCCGUCUCCUGUCCUUGUCCCCUGCGCUCCCUCCCCUGCACCCCAUUUCCUGCACCCUUUCUCCCGUCCCCCUUCCCCUGCACCCCUUAUCCCCCCCUUUACCCCUUCCCCUGCACCCUUUAUCCCCCCUGCACCUCAAGCCCUGCACCCUGUCCCGUGCAUCCCCUGUCCCCUCCCUGCCCCCCCCGUUCCCCGCCCCAGCCGCCCCCGCUGCCCUUUCCCGCACAGUGUCCGGUUGUUCAGCGGGAGGGGGCGGCCGUUACCCGGUCAGGAGCCGGGGGUGGGGGGGGCGGGCGGGCAGCAGUACCGGGGGGGGCCGAUGAAAGGGCCCUUUUCUCUCCACAGCUGUAGUGUUGGGGGGGGGGGGGGCUCAGAAAGCCCCGACUCCUGACGGCGCUGGAUGCAGUGGGGUCCGCGGGUGGGGAUUUGGGGUGGAUGCGGGAAACCCCCUCCACCCCCCCCAGCCCCCCCAGAAUAACCGGGGGGGUCCCGGUGGUCCCGAUGGAGGUAGCGGGGAGGGGGCAACGCCUUCAGAUGCAGGAGAAACUGCGGAUCCUGGAAGAUCUCAACAUGCUUUAUAUCCGUCAGAUCGCCAUUAGCCUCCAGGACACGGAGAUCCAGCGGAAGAUGGAGCGGGAGCUGCGGCUGCGGGAGGGCGCCUGUAAGCUGCUGGCAGCCUGCAGCCGGCGGGAGCAGGCGCUGGAGGCGGCCAAGAGCCUCCUGCUCUGCAACAGCCGCGUCCUGGCCUACAUGGCCGAGCUGCAGCGCAGGAAGGAGGCGCAGGUGCUGCGGGGGACGGCCAGGCGCCCCUCGGAUGCCGGCCCCGCGGACGAGCGUCUGCCCUGCCGCGGCACCGUCUGCGUCUCAGACCUGCGCAUCCCUCUGAUGUGGAAGGACACGGAGUACUUCAGGAACAAGGGCGAGCUGCACCGCUGCGCCGUGUUCUGCCUGCUGCAGCUGGGGGCUGAGAUCCAUGACACCCCCAUGGUGCUGGUGGACCGGACCCUCACUGACAUCUGCUUUGAGAGCGCCGUCCUCUUCUCGGAGGCCGGGCCUGACUUUGAGCUGAAGGUGGAGCUGUACAGCGCAGGGCUGGCAGGGGGGGGGGCGCAGGGCAGCACCCCCAGGAAGCUGGCCACCCGCCUCAGCACCUCCCUGGGACGCUCCGCUGGCAAACGGGUGCGUGCUGCCAUGGACGGGGGUCCCAGCAGCCCCCCAGGGAACGGUGGCACCAGCCCCCUACUGCUGCCGGCCCCCAAUGUGCCGGGCCCCAAGUUCCACCUGCUGGCACAUGCUGUCCUCUCCCUGGCCGAGGUGCAGGACGGGUUCCGCACCCACGACCUCGCCAUCGCCAGCAACGAGGAGAGCUCCUUCUGGCUGCCCCUGUACGGCAGCAUGUGCUGCCGCCUGGUCGCACAGCCCCGCUGCAUGGCCGCCCCCGUCACCAGUGGCUUCCUCCGGCUGCAGCAACCGGGGUCCGAGGCACAGAGCGGGACCCGCCUGUACUGUGUCCUGCACGGCACCGACCUCCUCUGCUACCACAGCCCUGGCGAGGCUGAUGCCGGGCUGGAGCCGGCCCUCACCAUCGCUGUCAACAAGGAGACCCGAAUCCGUGCAACAGAGCGGGAGGGGCGCGGGCAGCCCCACGGUAUGGCUGUCACCAACCGCUACAGUGGCGAGGAGGUGACCCACACGCUGCUGGCUGAGAGCCGAGCCGAGGCGCAGCGAUGGAUGGAGGCCUUCUGGCAGCACUUCUAUGACAUGAGCCAGUGGAAGCAAUGCUGUGACGAGCUGAUGAGGAUCGAGGUACCACAGCCGCGCCGGCCACCCGCCAUGCUGCCCCGGCAGGGCUCACUCUACCACGAGAUGGCUAUUGAUCCAGCCGACGACAUUGAGGCAGUGACGGACAUCCUGACGCGGCGAGCGGGGGGCCGAGCGCCAGGGACCCCCCCGUGGCUCUCCCUUUUCGAGGGGCCCCCCUCCCACGCCCCCCUCUGCAGCCGGGCAGGCAGCCCCAGCCCCCCGGCCUGCCGCCCCUGGGGCCGCCCCCGCACCCUCUCCCUUGAUGCCAAGCUCAGCACCCUGAAGGGGCGGGGGUCCCGACGGGUGGGCCCCCCGUCGUGCCCCUCGCCCCCCGGCUCUGGGUCCUCCAGUAGCGGCAGCAGCAGCCCAGCUGCAGAGCACAACCCCCCUGUGCCCCCCAGUCCCCUUCAGUCCCGGGUCUGAGCCUGGGGACCUGCAGGACCCUGGGGGCAUGGGGGCCCCCGGCCUUCGGCGCCCAGCGUGGCUGUGGAGGGGUGACACUGGGGGAGGGGUCUUACCUGGGCAGGGGGCAGGGGCUCCCAGCUUCUUUUCUUGGGGAGAAACUGGAAUUUCUGCCGCAGGGGGGCCAACCCACCAUUGCAGGGUGGGCUCAGGGCUGAACCCCCAACAAACUGGGGGGGGGGCAUGUUACCCCUGUCCCGGGUGGGUGCUGGGGGCUGACCCCACCCCCUCUAUGGCAAGGUGGGUGCUCAGGGCAAACCCCCCACGUACAGUGGAUGUGUCUAACCCCAGGGGGGCACAGGGGCUCCCUCAGCUCUGCUUUCCCUCACCUCUAACCCUGGGGGCUGCCUGCCCCAGCCCCCCACUCCACACCUCCUGGGGGGGGCAGCGCCCCCCAGUAGGGACCAGCCCUGGCUUUCCUGGGCUGGGAACCCAAAGCUGCCACCUCCUUAAUAUGCAUUAAAAUUUAUUUAACAGCCA
Falco peregrinus (peregrine falcon) is the source of this 3870-nucleotide messenger RNA. It is a transcript of the gene RTKN, whose product is annotated as rhotekin. Gene Ontology annotation, cellular component: actomyosin contractile ring. Lineage: Eukaryota; Metazoa; Chordata; Aves; Falconiformes; Falconidae. The record is from RefSeq and is a predicted model, not a curated record. Gene Ontology annotation, biological process: septin ring organization; mitotic cytokinesis; signal transduction.